GAAGACAAUGAAGAAGAAGAAGACGACGAUGACGAUGAAGACAACGAAGAAGAUGACAAAGACGACGAAGAAGAUGACAAAAAUGAUGACGAAGACAAUGAGGAAGAUGACGAUGAAGAUGAAGAAGGUGAAGAAGAAGACGAUGAAGAACAAGAAGUCGACGAUGAAGAAGAAGACGAUGACAAAGAUGACGAAGAAGAUGAUGACGAAGAAGAUGACGAUAAAGAAGAAUAAGAAGACAAUGACGACCAUGAAGAAGACGAUGAUGACAAAGAAGAAUAUGAUGAAGACGAUGAAGAAUAUGAUGAAGACGACGAAGAAGACGACAACAAAGAAGACGAAGACGACGAAGAAAAAGAUGAAGACGAUGAAGAAGAUGAUGAA
Fulmarus glacialis (Northern fulmar) is the source of this 384-nucleotide messenger RNA. Its product is annotated as glutamic acid-rich protein-like. The transcript has a single exon. Lineage: Eukaryota; Metazoa; Chordata; Aves; Procellariiformes; Procellariidae. The record is from RefSeq and is a predicted model, not a curated record. The annotation marks the transcript as partial.